CUUCAAUCCAAAUCUCGUAUCUACCUGGGAUCUGGCAUCAUUUGAAGCUUCUUCCCCCCCGCAGCUUCUUGUUAUCUCAUUCUUUCCGUGUUUUGCUACUUGCCAGAACGCGAUUGACAUCUCUUGGCCGUCUUACAGUCCCUUUUGUUCACCACUUCUGUCGUCACAAUGGCGGAUUUCGAGGACUCAGCAGCUCGUUACGAAGAUGACCGUGGCUAUGAGCGUCGUGACAGAUCAGCUUCGCCCCGCGGUGACCGAGAAGAUCGUAACCGCAGCCGAUCCCCCAAUGGUCGUGAUCGAGUGCCACCCCCUCCAUCUGAUACAAGAAUGAAAGAUAUAGAUGAGGAAGGCGCUGCCAAUACCGGAUCCAACCUCUUCGUCACUGGAAUUCAUCCUCGAUUGACUGAAAGCGACGUCUCAAGACUCUUCGAGAAAUACGGCGACGUGGAAAAUUGCUCCAUCAUGCUCGAUCCGCAUACCAAGGAAUCCCGUGGCUUUGGCUUCGUCAAGAUGGUUACAACUGAACAAGCUGAGGCUGCCAAGGAAGGCUUGCAAGGAGAGGUCAUUGAAGGCCGCACUUUGAGCAUUGAAAAGGCUCGACGUGCCCGUCCUCGUAGCCCGACCCCCGGCAAAUACUUCGGUCCUCCCAAGCGUGGCGCCUUCCGCGGCCCUCCUCGAGGUGGCGGCUAUCGUGACCGUUACGACGAUCGCCGAGGAGGCUACCCACCGCGUCGUGAUGACUAUCGUGGUGGCUCUCGCUACGAUGACUACGAUCGUCGGGGAUAUGGCGAUGACUACGAACGUCGUGGCUACGGUGGCGGUGGCGGUGGUGGUGGCCGACGUGAUCGUGAUGAUGGCUACAGUGGUCGCAACAUUGACAGAUACGAAAGCAGACGUGAGGACGGCUAUGGUGGUCGUGGCGGCGGAAGUGGCGGCGAUCGUCGUGCCUAUUAUGACCGCAGCGACGACCGUGGGUACGCUCCUCCAGCGCGCGAAGAGCAGCCUCGUGAGUAUGCUGGCGGCCGUGACUACGGUCGUGAAGAUCGUUAUGCCAGCAGAUAAGCGGGUUGCAGAGAGUACUCUCCUGCACGUCGAACUCCAGUCGUGAGCAUUUCGGCAUUCGAGAAAUUGGCUUCGAUUUCCAUCCAUGUAUUUCCACAGUCUUCUAUCCAGACUCCAGCAACAAAAGCAGUUUGUUAUUUCGAGACGGAGAGGUUGUGGUCCAAAACGCGGCGCUGAGGAAUUACGGUUCAUGGCACGAGCAACGGCAAGAAGGUCGGCACUUGCUCCUAAUUGACGACGUGGUUGUCGACAUGUAUCACAACGGUAUCGGCUGGGUCUUUCUUUACUCCUCGACUGAAAUCAUCAUGAGUCUUGUUGCGGCAGUCAGCAUACUUUUAUUCAGCGCCUUGCUUCGCCCUCGAUAGUUCGCCCCUGUCAGUCAAGAAUCGACGUCGAGCUCGACUCAUAUGUUAUCUCUUGCGCGCACACAUUGCAAAUCAAAAUAACAAAAAAACACUGACUCGCCGUGUACGCCAUGAUCAAUACGCCAGUAGUUCCACUGACAGCAGUCUAAGUCACCCUUUUAUCCUGCCAGGUCGCCAUCCCGAUGCCUCCUUUUGUGCUGUGGCAUGGGCGCCCUCAAGCACGGACCUAGCCGGCUAUCCGAGUGACAGCAAUUCGACAUGUAAUACCUACCACCCAGGCCAUCCUUCUACACAAUCCCAACGGUCGUGACACUACGUGAGGUAAGUACUAACAGUGAGUUACUAGAUUGACCUGGAGAUAGUUCUGCGGACACGCAUGCAACUCCAACGCACUCAUUCACUGUAUGUUCUCUGAAGAAAUGUUUAGGGGAAUUCCUGCCCCUUGCCGAGUUUUCUUCAUCCAAACCAGUAUCGAUGUCAUUGCGUCUUGCAAGUUAUGCAGUCUCAUCAUCGCAUUGAGGAUUUGGCCAUGGCGAUUCUAAACUAGAACCACAGUUCCACCAGACUCUACAGCAAAGCAAGACAUGUGAUUGAUUUGCAGGGUCUCAGCUGUAUGAGUGCAUUUAUGCCAUGGAUUGCGUUCGAUGGUUUCGAGAAGUGAACCCAGGCAUAUUCCCUGUAUGCCCGGAAAAUGCCUAGACCCAGCCGGUGAGUUAUCCACGAGGAGUGUGGCGAGAUGUUCGAAUGGAUCGGCAAUACCGCAAUGGACCUAUUCUGUGAUCUGACAUUCCACGGAGGACUAGUCCUCUGGUAACACAAGCAGUGAGGGCUACCUUUCGCUAUCACAACAUGCUACUUGUUGGUCUUGCUUAGCUUAGACAGCGGAAUCACUAUCUACACUGUUUUGACAGAA
Messenger RNA from Exophiala oligosperma, 2340 nucleotides. RefSeq lists its product as uncharacterized. NCBI's taxonomy places the organism in Eukaryota, Fungi, Ascomycota, Eurotiomycetes, Chaetothyriales, Herpotrichiellaceae. The record is from RefSeq and is a predicted model, not a curated record. Gene Ontology annotation, molecular function: RNA binding. Gene Ontology annotation, cellular component: spliceosomal complex. The transcript has 4 exons. Bases 169 to 1062 code for a protein of 297 amino acids. Gene Ontology annotation, biological process: positive regulation of mRNA splicing, via spliceosome.